UUUACAUUUUUUACAUAUGCCCUGGUUUUUCUGUUUGUUUCUCUUCUGCAGAUCUUAAAGCCAGCUUUCACAAUUUUAGUUGACCACGACAUGAAAUGUUUUCUCUUAUUGAUUCGUGGGACCCAUAGUAUCAAGGAUACUCUUACGGCUGCUACUGGGGCUGUUGUACCUUUCCAUCACAGCGUUGUGCAUGAGGGAGGAGUAAGCAAUUUGGUUUUAGGUUAUGCGCACUGUGGGAUGGUUGCGGCUGCUAGGUGGAUUGCAAAGCUUGCUACUCCUUGUCUUAUUAAAGCCCUUGGUGAAUAUCCUGGUUAUAAAAUCAAGAUAGUAGGGCACUCUUUAGGUGGAGGCACUGCAGCACUUCUAACAUAUAUACUGAGAGAGCAGAAAGAGUUCUCAAAAACCACCUGUGUUACCUUUGCUCCGGCUGCUUGUAUGACGUGGGAAUUGGCAGAAUCAGGCAAUGACUUUAUUACUUCUGUUAUAAAUGGAGCAGACUUAGUGCCUACAUUCUCAGCUGCUUCAGUGGAUGACUUGCGUGCUGAGGUGACUGCCUCUGCUUGGCUUAAUGAUUUGAGGAAUCAGAUUGAGCGUACUAGAAUUCUCAGUACUGUCUAUAGAUCUGCUUCAGCACUGGGUUCUCGUCUUCCAUCCAUUGCUAGUGCUAGAGCAAAAGUUGCUGGGGCAGGGGCUAUUUUGCGCCCAGUUUCAAAUAGUACACAGGUUGUGAUGAAGAGAGCUCAGAGCAUGGCUCAGGCGGCAUGGACACGUCCUACGCUUCACUUGUCUUCUUGGUCAUGCAUGGGUCCCCGUCGACGGGCCACAGCUGCUCAUAUGACCUCAAAAGAGGAGGGGAGUUCUCCUGAAUCUUCCUCUACUAAUGUAGAAGCUUCUGAGCAUCUUCUUUCAUCCCCUAAGAAGACCGCAACCACAACUGCCCUUGAAAGCAUUGAGCUUCCUGUGUCUUCGUCUGUAGGAACAAAAUGGGCAUCAGAGAUUGAAUGUUCUUACUCUGAUGAAAUAGGUCCAGAUGCUGAUGGCAAUGCUGAUCUCAGUGAUGGUGAGGAUAUAGUUAGCCAUAGUAGUCACGAAGACCGCAUGACUGAAGUUGAGUUAUGGCAACAACUUGAGCAUGAGCUUUAUGAUCGGACAGAAGGUGAGGAGGUUGAUGUGGCAAAGGAAAUAAGAGAAGAAGAAGAAGCAGCCAUUGCAGAGGUAGGUGAGGACCAGCCAGAGAGCUCUACACGAGAAAUAAAAGAGGCACACAGAUUUUUCCCUCCAGGGAGGAUUAUGCAUAUUGUUACCCUUCACUCCGAUGGUGCAGAGUGUGAAAGUGAUGGUCACCCUACAACCAGUGACUUGGACAAUGGGCGGCUAGAAGAGACAAAGGUCGGGAUUUUCCUCACUUCAAGAUCACUGUAUAGUAAACUGAGGUUGUCACAAACCAUGAUUAGUGAUCAUUUCAUGCCGGUCUAUAGAAGGCAGAUUGAUAGAUUAAUCAAAGAAUUUGAGGAGGAAGGUAUCGUUGAUGACCAUAAGACUGGAGAAGUAGUUUUAUAGGGAAAAGGAUUCUUCCAACAAAUAGUUGUUAAUAAGAACAAUAGAAAAAGGAACCCUAAUUGUUUACCUCAUUGGUUUUGAAGGCUGGCUACCUAGACAGAGUAGUAGUCCAUUGCUUUGCUGCAGUGUGGUGGUAGAAAGCCACCAGAGUCGGAUUCCUUGACUGGUGAACCAUGGAAACGGUAUCAUUUUUGCUGCUCUGAAAAUGAUGUUGGAAGGUCAUCUCGAUUACGUAUACAGCAACCAAAAUCGCAGUCUCUGUAUAUUGGAGUUUUGAGGUCACGAACUUACUCUUUUAUUCUCAAUUGAUUGAUUCGAUUUGAUGUUUGUCA
Juglans regia (Persian walnut) is the source of this 1892-nucleotide messenger RNA. RefSeq lists its product as uncharacterized. The record is from RefSeq and is a predicted model, not a curated record. Lineage: Eukaryota; Viridiplantae; Streptophyta; Magnoliopsida; Fagales; Juglandaceae. The transcript is spliced from 5 exons. The annotation marks the transcript as partial. Gene Ontology annotation, biological process: lipid metabolic process.